AUGGCCCAGGGAAUAGGUAAUGCAAUUGUUGUCUCAGUUCUGCUAUUGGGUUUGCUCCACUGUGAAAACGUUUGGGCAGCAACCUAUACUGUUGGAGAUGCUGGAGGUUGGACCUUCAACGUUGUGGGUUGGCCUAAUGGAAAGACCUUUAAGACUGGUGAUGUACUUGUGUUCAACUACAACCCAACAGAGCACAAUGUGGUUGCUGUAGACAAACAAGGUUACGAUACAUGCACGGUAUCAGAAGGUUCAAAAACAUAUCAAACUGGAAGCGAUAAAAUCACGCUUGCGAAUGGACAAAACUAUUUCAUUUGUGGUUUUCCGGGGCAUUGCGGGGCCAACCUGAAAAUGGUUGUCAACGCAUUGUAA
Messenger RNA from Quercus robur (English oak), 369 nucleotides. RefSeq names its product basic blue protein-like. The transcript has 2 exons. Gene Ontology annotation, cellular component: plasma membrane. The record is from RefSeq and is a predicted model, not a curated record. Gene Ontology annotation, molecular function: electron transfer activity. Bases 1 to 369 code for a protein of 122 amino acids. NCBI's taxonomy places the organism in Eukaryota, Viridiplantae, Streptophyta, Magnoliopsida, Fagales, Fagaceae.